AGGCUGGCGUUUUUUUUCUGCUCAAGGUCGAGCGCCAGGUGGCCAGAGGCGCAGGCCCUCGAUGGCGGCUCCGUUUGCCCAGACGCACGUCAACGCCCUUGCCCUGACUGCUGCACCUGGGCCGUUCGAGUCCGCGUCCCAGGAGGACCUCUUCUUGGACCUCGCCCGCACGCUCCAGGCCUCCCCAAAGCGCUGCAGGCUCAACGAGCCGGUUGCUGGCGUUCCGGGUGGACUUGGUAGAUGCCGAUGGCCAGGGCAAGCACGGUGCACUUUGCCUCCUGGUCCGCCCCAGGAGCGCAGCUUCCUCCGAUGCCCGGAAUCAUGGUCGGCAUGGACCAGACAGACAGUUACAUGGGCGACGAGGCCCAGAGCACGCGCGGCGCGCGCCUUGACCUCGAAGUACCCCGUCGAGCACGGCAUCGCAAACAACUGGGACGAUCUGGGGGAGAUCUGGCACCAUGCCUUUAACAACGAGCUCCGCGCGACUCCGGAGGAGCACCCUCUGCUCCUCAUGGAGGCGUCCGUGGGCUCGAACGCGAAUCGCGAGCGCAUGACGCAGAUCAUGGUUGAGACGUUCAACGUGUCGGCGAUGUACGUCGCGAUCCAGGCAGUGUUCUCCCUGUACGCUUCAGUCCACACCACUGGGAUGGUCAUGGGUUCCGGCGAUGGCGCGUCACACAUGUCGCACACCGUGCUCAUCUAUGAGAGCUACGCGCUGCCGCAUGCGAUCUUGCGCCUGGAUCUGGCAGUGCGGGACCCUACGGAGCACUUGGUGGAAUUCCUUACAGAGCGUUGCUUUUUCUUCUUCUUCUUCACCAGCACGGCUUGGCAAAAUAUCGUGCGCGACGUCAAAGGAAAAACUCUGCUACAUCCGGAUCGACUUCGACUUAGAGAUGAAGGCCGCUGUUGAGAGCUCCGACAAGGAGAAGACGUACGAGCUCCCCGACGAAAACAUGACCAUGGGCAGCGAGCGCUUCCGCUGCCCAGAGGUGCUCUUCCAGCCUAAGUUCGUGGGCCAGGAAGACAGCGGCAUCCCCGACACCACGUUCCAGUCACUCAUGGGGGACGACAAGUCGGGCCCGACCAUUGUGCACAGGAAGCGUUUCUGAGGGAUUGCCCUCGGCAGAUUUUAAUAGCCAGGCGAGCUAGAAUCGUCCGACGUGUUGGGUGGAGGCUACGAUGUUCUACUAGAUGCGCAUGUGCGGACCGUACUUUCGGGUCGCAGACCCUCCUUCUUACAGUCGGCCAAAGGGAGGCCACCACGUGGACGGCUCCUGGAUGAAAGUGCCGCUGACAGCUUCUGCAGCACAGUCUUUGCAUAUGUCUUACCUAUACUCCUCCCUCUCCUCCCCCCCUCUCCCUCUGCCAGUCUGCAUGGCCUGCUUGCGUCCGAGAUGGGCUGCCGCCGUGCUGGCGCACGCAGAUGACCCGGCCGCGGCGCGCCUGCGGCGUCGCGGGGGGAAUUCGUGUCUGCCUCCCCCCUUUCCCUCCCUCCUCUCCCUUCCCUCC
Molecule: messenger RNA, 1509 nt
Organism: Prorocentrum cordatum
Lineage: Eukaryota; Dinophyceae; Prorocentrales; Prorocentraceae
Source: the annotation of a GenBank genome assembly